AUGGCUUCAGGCUCGAACUCCCAAAUGGAUGAUGACAAAGAAGUUAUCUACCAUUCUAUAACAUUAGAAAAAGGACAGGACAUAGUUGAAACCAUAAUAAAAUUUGCAUUGACCAUUCCCCGUGACAUUAUGGUUUUGUCUGCAACUGGCACAAUCUCUUAUGCUGAGAUUCAGUCCACUAAUAACUUCACAAAGACCCUCAUGGGGUCGUUCAAGGUCAUACAACUUAGUGCAUCAUUAAGUUGUAAGGAAUCAACUGGUAAUAUACAUAGUAAAUAUGGUAUUAUUGGUGUUGUUCUACGUGAUUCCUAUGGGAAUACUUUUGGUGGGAAGGUAAAUGGUCCUUUAGUGGCUGGUGAUGAAUUUCAUCUUGUUCUUAAAUCGAAUCGAAAGAAUGUAUCUUUUGGAGUUCAACAAGUUGAAGUCGAAGAUGAGGAGAGGACACAUUCUGAAUGA
This is a messenger RNA of Impatiens glandulifera, 456 nucleotides long. RefSeq names its product AT-hook motif nuclear-localized protein 14-like. Gene Ontology annotation, molecular function: minor groove of adenine-thymine-rich DNA binding. The record is from RefSeq and is a predicted model, not a curated record. Bases 1 to 456 code for a protein of 151 amino acids. The transcript has 5 exons. Lineage: Eukaryota; Viridiplantae; Streptophyta; Magnoliopsida; Ericales; Balsaminaceae.